Molecule: messenger RNA, 2763 nt
Organism: Ornithorhynchus anatinus (platypus)
Lineage: Eukaryota; Metazoa; Chordata; Mammalia; Monotremata; Ornithorhynchidae
Product: vomeronasal type-2 receptor 1-like
Exons: 7
Coding region: 1-2763 (920 amino acids)
Biological process (GO): G protein-coupled receptor signaling pathway
Cellular component (GO): membrane
Molecular function (GO): G protein-coupled receptor activity; olfactory receptor activity
Source: RefSeq, a predicted model, not a curated record
AUGAUCCUCAAGGAUGACACUGAGCAAGUGAUGCUGCUCAAUUCACCUUACCCGGGAUCAAUUUCCUCACUCCGGAUAUUAAGGCUGGAGAAACCUGUGGAAGGAGAGGAGACAUGCAGGCUGCUGGGAAAGUUUGAUUUACAAGGGUAUACAGAAUCGACCAACCACUCGCUCAUUAUUGGAGGAAUGUUCCCUAUUCAUUCCAGGACUAUCCCAGAAAACGAGUCUAUUUCGGAGCCAGUUUCACCAAAAUGUGAAGGAUUUAACUUCCGCGGUUACCGCUGGACCAAAGCCAUGAUCCAUACGAUCCGUGAGAUCAAUGAGAGAAAGGACAUCCUCCCCAACAUCACCCUGGGCUACCAGAUCUUCGACACAUGCUUCACCAUCUCCAAAUCCGUGGAGGGGACCCUGUCGUUCCUGACGGGGCAGAAUGAGACAAAACCCAACUUUCGGUGCAGUGCCGGGGCGCCUCUAGCAGGGAUUGUUGGGGCCGGUGGGUCAUCGCUCUCAGUGGCUACUGCAAGGAUCCUAGGCCUCUAUUACUUUCCUCAGGUGGGCUACGCCUCUUCCUGCUCAAUCCUAAGUGACAAAUACCAGUUUCCAUCUUUUAUUCGAAUGAUAGGAAGUGAUAAGCACCAAUCCACGGCCAUGGUCCAACUCAUCAAGCAUUUCGGGUGGGUAUGGGUGGGCACUGUAGCUGCCGAUGAUGAUUAUGGAAAAUACGGGGUGAAAACGUUCAAAGAACUGGUGGAGGACAUUCACGUUUGCAUUGCGUUCUCCGAAACCCUCCCCAAAAUAUAUUCCAAAGAAAAAAAUCAAGCCGUGGUCAAGGUCAUACAAGCCUCCGCAGCCAAGGUCGUUGUGCUCUAUUCUUCCGAUAUUGACCUCAUCGGUUUUGUAUUAGAAAUCCAGGCCAGCAACAUCACAGACAGAACCUGGAUCGCCAGUGAGGCCUGGAUUACCUCAGCACUCAUCGCCAAGCCAGAAUAUUACCCAUUUCUCAAGGGCACCAUAGGGAUGGCCGUCCGGAAAACCGAGAUUAGAGGAUUGAAAGAUUUCCUGUAUGACUUGCAUCCCGAUAAGGAUCCUAAAGAUGACUUGGCUAUUGAGUUCUGGCAGACGGCAUUCAACUGUACUUGGCCGAAGCGCAGCGUGUCCUAUAACACGGACCACAGGAUGAAUGUAACUGGACAAGACAAUCGCGUGUAUGCUAUGUCUGACCACUUUUGCACCGGAGAGGAGAAGUUGGAGGAUAUUAGCAAUAAUACCUACUUUGAUGUGUCAGAACUCAGGAUAACAAACAAUGUUAAACAAUCAGUGUACACUCUAGCCUAUGCCCUGGAUAACCUAAGUAGAUGUCAAGAAACAAUGGGACCUUUUGAGCCACACAAAUUGUGUGCAUACUUACAUGACUUUGAACCAUGGCAGUUGAUGUACUAUUUGAAGACACUCUCCUUUGAAACUCAUGAUGGCCAGCAGAUUAAAAUCAAUGAGGAUGGUGAUACAGAUGGAUUUUAUGAAAUUUUAAAUUGGCAGAUGAAUGAGGAUGGUAAAAUUGCCUUUGUGAACGUUGGUAAAUUUUCAUAUGGCCAUCAAGAGUUUGACAUGAUAAUCAAGAACAGUUCAAUCUUAUGGAAUACAGAAAAUUUGGAGCCUCCCCAUUCAGUGUGCACAGAAAGUUGUCAACCUGGAACCAGAAAGGGUAUUCGGCAAGGGGAGCCAAUCUGCUGUUUUGACUGCAUUCCAUGCGCGGAUGGACACAUCUCAAAUAAAACAGAUUCAAGGGAAUGCAUAGCAUGCUAUGAAGAUUACUGGUCCAAUACCCCCAAGAACGAAUGUGUCCUGAAGGAGGUGGAAUUCCUCGCUUACGAUGAAGCCUUAGGAAUCACCCUGGUGACCCUGUCCAUCUUUGGGGCCUUCGUUGUCCUUGCCAUUAUGGCUGUUUAUGUGACUCACAGGAGCACGCCUCUGGUGAAUGCCAAUGACCGAGAGCUGAGCUUCCUCAUCCUGUUCUCUCUCAUCAUCACCCUACUGACGUCCAUCCUCUUCAUCGGCAAGCCGUACACCUGGUCUUGCAUGGCUCGCCAGGUCACCCUCAGUCUUGGGUUUUCCCUGUGUCUUUCCUGUGUUUUAGGAAAGACCAGUUUCCUCUUUUUAACAUACAGGGCAGGUGGAUCAAAGAGCCACUUUGGCCACCGAUGGCCCUCUUACCAGAAAGUCAUUGUGCUGGUCUUCGUUUUAAUCGAGACUGGAGUGUGCAUAGCCUAUUUAGUAAUCAUGCCCCCCUGGGUUUAUAAAAACAUGGACUCGCAGAACAUCAAGAUCAUCCUGGAGUGCAAUGAAGGCUCGAUAGAAUUUCUGUGCUCCGUGUUUGGCAUCGACGUGUUUCUGGCCCUGCUGAGCUUCCUUACGACCUUCGUGGCCCGCACUCUGCCCGAUAACUUCAACGAGGCUAAGUUCAACACCUUUGGGAUGUUGGUGUUCUUCAUUGUCUGGAUCUCAUUUGUCCCGGCCUAUCUGAGCACCAAAGGCAAGUUCAAGGUGGCCGUGGAGAUCUUCGCCAUCCUGGCGUCCAGCUUCGGCUUGCUCGGCUGCCUGUUUGUCCCCAAGUGCUACAUUAUCUUGCUGCGGCCGGAGAGGAACACGGAGGAAAUAGUUGGGGGGAAAGUUCCUGCUACUGACAAGGGGGUGACUCUCACCUCGGCCUCCAUCGGCAGUGAGAUCAACAGCACCACCGUGUCCACCGUCGCUCUGGACAACUGA